Messenger RNA from Arachis stenosperma, 12349 nucleotides. RefSeq lists its product as uncharacterized. The coding region runs from base 420 to 12062 and encodes 3880 amino acids. Lineage: Eukaryota; Viridiplantae; Streptophyta; Magnoliopsida; Fabales; Fabaceae. Gene Ontology annotation, molecular function: protein binding; transcription coregulator activity. Gene Ontology annotation, cellular component: nucleus; NuA4 histone acetyltransferase complex; SAGA complex. The transcript is spliced from 35 exons. The record is from RefSeq and is a predicted model, not a curated record. Gene Ontology annotation, biological process: regulation of DNA-templated transcription; DNA repair.
UACAAAAAUGACAUGAAUUGUGCAAAUCUCGGUGGUGCCGAGUGGAGUUACCCACUUUUCCCCCUUGAACACUCGAGAACGAUAACAAGAACGCAAAAGAGGAGGGAAAAUCAAACACAGCCCCUAUUUUAAUCUCUGCGUUUUUCUCUUAAGCCCUAAUUUCCAUUUAUACAUUCUAACCCCACACACAUCAUUGUUCUUCUUCUUCUUCUUCUUCUAGCGAGAACGAGAAUCACAAUCUCCGUUGCUCUCAGCUCAACUUCAUAGUGCAUGGUGCUCUGUCACUGCCACUUGCGCAAAUUCCCUUUGAACCCUAGAAUCACACCAUAGACUAACCUGAAUCCGAAUUCUUCAGUCAACCUAUUAGCCUAGGGUUUUAGCCCCUUCUCAUUUGUUGUUUCACUCCUAAACCCUCCAAAAUGAGUCCCGUUCAGAAUUUCGAGCAACAUUCCCGUCACCUCGUCGAGCCUGACCUCCCGAUUCAGACAAGGUUGAAUAUGGUGAUGGAGGUUAGGGAUAGUCUUGAGAUUGCUCAUACCGCUGAGUACUUGAAUUUUCUCAAGUGUUACUUCAGGGCGUUUUCUGCGAUACUUCUGCAAGUUACUAAGCCGCAAUUUGUUGACAAUCCCGAGCACAAGCUUAGAAACAUUGUGGUUGAGAUAUUGAAUAGACUGCCACACAGCGAAGUUCUACGACCGUUUGUACAGGACCUCUUGAAGGUUGCUAUGCAAGUGCUUACGACCGAUAAUGAAGAAAAUGGAUUGAUUUGUAUCCGUAUAAUCUUUGACCUUUUGAGGAACUUUAGGCCAACUCUUGAACAUGAAGUGCAACCAUUUCUUGACUUCGUUUGUAAGAUAUACCAGAAUUUUAAAUUAACUGUUAGUCAUUUCUUUGACAACAUGGCAAUGACUGGGGAAGAGGUCAAGCCCAUGGAGACUUCACUUUCAGAUCAGGGCAUAGGCGGUUCCAGUGCCACUGCCACUGGUUCGCAGCUUAAUCCGAGUACUCGUUCCUUCAAGAUAGUAACGGAGAGUCCGCUGGUUGUGAUGUUUCUGUUUCAAUUGUAUAGCCGUCUUGUUCAAGCUAACAUCCCUCAGUUAUUGCCGUUGAUGGUUACUGCUAUAUCAGUUCAGGGCCCUGAUAGGGUUCCUCCCCAUUUGAAAACUCAUUUCAUUGAACUCAAGGGUGCACAAGUUAAGACAGUUUCUUUUUUAACUUAUCUGUUAAAAAGCUAUGCUGAUUAUAUAAGGCCGCAUGAAGAAAACAUAUGUAAAAGCAUUGUGAGUUUGCUUGUAACAUGUUCUGAUUCAGUAUCUAUUAGAAAGGAGUUGUUAAUAUCCCUGAAACAUGUCCUCGGAACUGAUUUCAGGAGGGGUUUAUUUCCUUUGAUUGACACUCUACUGGAAGAAAGGGUUUUGGUUGGCACUGGGAGAGCAUGCUUUGAGACAUUGAGGCCGUUGGCUUAUAGUCUUCUGGCAGAGAUUGUGCAUCAUGUUCGGCAGGAUCUCUCCUUAUCACAGUUGUCGCGAAUUAUUUACUUAUUCUCAAGUAAUAUGCAUGAUGCUUCAUUAUCAUUGAGUAUCCACACCACAUGUGCGCGCUUGAUGUUGAAUCUGGUGGAACCAAUUUUUGAGAAGGGGGUUGAUCAACAGUCUACGGAUGAAGCAAGGGUCCUACUGGGUCGCAUUCUGGAUGCUUUUGUUGGGAAAUUCAGUACUUUCAAACGUACAAUACCCCAGCUUCUGGAGGAAGGCGAGGAAGGGAAGGAUCGCACUACCCUGAGAUCAAAGCUUGAACUUCCUGUACAGGCAGUCUUGAAUUUGCAGGUCCCUGUAGAGCAUUCAAAGGAAGUCAAUGAUUGCAAACAUCUCAUUAAGACAUUAGUGAUGGGAAUGAAGACCAUUAUAUGGAGCAUUACUCAUGCACAUUCCCCGAGAUCUCAGGUGCUUGUCCCACCAGCACCUAAUUUAUCACCACCCCAAGCAUCAAGGGGCAUGAGAGAAGAUGAGGUCUAUAAAGCCUCUGGUGUUCUAAAAAGUGGUGUACAUUGCUUAGCACUUUUCAAGGAGAAGGACGAGGAGAGGGAAAUGCUUCAUCUGUUCUCUCAGAUUUUAGCCAUCAUGGAACCUCGAGACCUUAUGGAUAUGUUCUCGCUCUGUAUGCCUGAGCUUUUUGAGUGCAUGAUAUCGAACACUCAACUUGUCCAUAUAUUCUCAACGCUUCUGGCAGCUGUAAAAGUGUACCGUCCAUUUGCUGAUGUGCUUGUUAAUUUCCUUGUGAGCAGUAAACUUGAUGUGUUGAAGCACCCAGAUUCACCUGCAGCCAAACUGGUUUUACAUCUCUUUAGGUUUAUAUUUGGUGCUGUUUCAAAAGCACCUGCUGAUUUUGAACGGAUUUUGCAGCCUCAUGUGCCUGUUAUAAUGGAUGUUUGCAUGAAAAAUGCAACUGAGGUUGAAAGGCCUCUUGGUUACAUUCAGUUGCUUCGUACAAUGUUCAGGGCACUUUCAGGGUGCAAAUUCGAACUCUUGCUUCGGGACCUGAUCCCCAUGUUGCAGCCUUGCCUUAAUAUGUUGUUGGCUAUGCUGGAAGGGCCAACUGGGGAAGAUAUGAGAGAUCUUUUAUUGGAGCUCUGCAUGACCUUACCUGCCCGGUUGAGUUCUCAGUUACCAUAUCUUCCUCGUCUGAUGAAGCCAUUGGUAUUAUGUCUCAAGGGAAGCGAUGAACUAGUGGGUCUUGGAUUGCGAACACUUGAAUUUUGGGUUGAUAGUUUAAAUCCUGACUUUCUUGAGCCUAGUAUGGCUAAUUUCAUGUCCGAAAUCAUUCUGGCCUUGUGGUCUCACCUAAGGCCAGCUCCCUAUCCCUGGGGUGCAAAAGCAUUGCAACUUCUUGGCAAGUUAGGUGGCCGAAACAGACGCUUCCUCAAAGAGCCGCUGGCACUCGAGUGUAAAGAGAACCCUGAGCAUGGGGUCCGUCUAAUUCUGACGUUUGAGCCUGCAACACCAUUCUUGGUGCCACUUGAUCGUUGCAUAAAUCUUGCUGUGGAAGCUGUAAUGAAUAGGAAUUGUGGUAUGGAUGCUUUCUUCCGGAAGCAGGCUCUAAAAUUUCUUCGUGUUUGUUUAUCCUCUCAGCUCAAUUUGCCUGGAACUAUUGCUGAUGAGGGAGUUACAUCCAAGCAGUUGUCUGCAUUGUUGGUUUCUACAGUUGAUCAAUCAAUACGGAGGUCUGAGUCAACAGAUGUAAAGGCUGAUUUAGGGGUAAAGACAAAGACUCAACUUAUGGCUGAGAAGUCAGUUUUCAAGAUUCUUUUAAUGACUGUCAUGGCUGCCAAUGGUGAACCAGAUCUAACAGAUCCUGCAGAUGAUUUUGUUGUCAAUAUAUGUCGCCAUUUUGCAGUGAUAUUUCAUAUUGAUUCUUCAUCCGGUAAUCUGUCAGCGGCUGCUCUGGGUGGUUCGUUACUCUCAAAUAAUGUUCAUGUUGGUUCUAGGCCAAAACCUAAUGGUUGUUCAAAUCUGAAGGAGCUGGACCCUCUAAUAUUCUUGGAUGCUUUAGUUGAUGUACUAGCAGAUGAAAACAGGCUCCAUGCCAAAGCUGCUCUCUCUGCUUUAAAUGUGUUUGCAGAAACUCUUGUAUUCCUAGCUCGUUCAAAACAUACUGAUUUUAUAAUGUCUAGAGGGCCUGGUACACCUAUGAUUGUCUCUAGCCCAUCAAUGAAUCCUGUGUAUUCUCCGCCCCCAAGUGUUCGUGUUCCAGUAUUUGAGCAACUUUUGCCCCGUCUUCUGCAUUGUUGCUAUGGACUUACAUGGCAAGCACAAAUGGGUGGUGUCAUGGGACUGGGUGCUUUGGUAGGGAAGGUCACUGUUGAGACACUCUGCAUUUUUCAGGUAAGAAUUGUCCGUGGUCUAAUAUAUGUCCUCAAAAAACUUCCCAUAUAUGCUACUAAAGAGCAGGAAGAGACAAGUCAAGUGCUCACACAAGUUCUUCGAGUGGUGAAUAAUGCUGAUGAAGCAAAUAGUGAGGCACGUAGGCAAAGUUUUCAAGGAGUAGUAGAUUUUCUUGCUCAAGAGUUGUUUAACCAUAAUGCAUCUGUCAUAGUGAGAAAGAAUGUACAAUCAUGCUUGGCACUCUUAGCUAGCAGGACCGGUAGUGAGGUGUCUGAAUUACUCGAGCCAUUAUACCAGCCUUUGCUCCAGCCUCUUAUAAUGCGUCCCCUCAAGCUAAAGACUGUUGAUCAGCAGGUUGGAACAGUUACAGCUUUGAAUUUUUGUUUGGCUUUGAGACCUCCUCUUCUCAAGUUGACUCCAGAGCUAGUUAACUUCCUGCAAGAUGCAUUGCAAAUAGCUGAAUCUGAUGACAAUGCUUGGGUUGCUAAGUUUAUCAACCCUAAGGUCGUUACAUCAUUGACCAAGCUCCGGACAGCUUGCAUUGAGCUGCUGUGUACAACAAUGGCAUGGGCUGAUUUUAAGACUCCAAAUCACUCUGAAUUGCGUGCGAAGAUUAUUUCAAUGUUUUUCAAGUCUCUGACUUGUCGGACACCUGAAAUUGUUGCUGUUGCAAAGGAGGGCCUACGACAGGUUAUUAAUCAGAGGAUGCCCAAAGAACUUUUACAAAGUAGCCUUAGGCCUAUAUUGGUCAAUUUAGCGCACACAAAAAAUCUCAGCAUGCCACUUCUGCAAGGGCUAGCUCGCCUCCUUGAGCUGUUGUCCAAUUGGUUUAAUGUCACGCUGGGUGGUAAGCUUUUGGAGCAUCUAAAGAGGUGGCUGGAGCCUGAAAAGCUGGCACAGAGUCAGAAGUCAUGGAAGGCUGGUGAAGAACCAAAAAUUGCUGCAGCUAUAAUUGAGCUUUUUCACUUGCUUCCUGCUGCUGCUUCAAAAUUCCUUGAUGAACUCGUAACCUUGACUAUUGACUUGGAAGGAGCUCUUCCCCCGGGACAGGUGUACAGUGAAAUCAACAGUCCAUAUCGACUUCCACUUACGAAGUUCUUAAAUCGAUAUGCACCGCUUGCAGUUGAUUAUUUUCUUUCUAGAUUAAGUGAACCAAAAUAUUUCAGGCGUUUUAUGUAUAUUAUUCGAUCAGAAGCUGGUCAGCCUUUGAGAGAUGAACUUGCAAAAUCACCACAAAAGAUUCUUUCAAGUGCGUUCUCUGAAUAUCUGCCCAAGUCUGAUGUGGCAAUGGCUCCUGGAUCCACAAGUACGCAUGCUGGUUUAUUAGCUGAAGAUAGCCUUGCUGCUCCUUCGACUGAUGCUUCUAAUCCGCCUGCUCCUGUUCCGAGUGAAACUUCUAAUGCUUAUUUCCAGGGACUAGCACUUAUAAAAACCCUGGUCAAAUUAAUCCCUGGUUGGUUACAAAGUAAUCGGAUUGUGUUUGAUACAUUAGUACUUGUUUGGAAGUCACCUGCAAGGAUAUCCCGACUGCAAAAUGAACAAGAGCUGAACCUAGUGCAAGUUAAAGAAAGUAAAUGGCUUGUGAAAUGUUUCCUGAACUAUUUGAGACAUGACAAGAAUGAAGUGAAUGUUCUCUUUGAUAUACUUACCAUAUUCUUAUUUCAUAGUCGUAUCGACUACACAUUCCUGAAGGAGUUUUACAUUAUUGAGGUUGCAGAAGGCUAUACGCCGAGUAUGAAGAAGGCUCUUCUGUUGCAUUUUCUGAACCUUUUCCAAUCAAAACAACUUAGUCUUGAUCAUUUGGUGAUUGUUAUGCAAAUGCUUAUCCUUCCCAUGCUUGCACAUGCCUUUCAAAAUGGCCAAAGUUGGGAGGUUGUUGAUCCAGCUAUUAUAAAAACAAUUGUUGAUAAACUUCUUGAUCCUCCAGAAGAGGUUUCUGCUGAGUAUGAUGAGCCUUUGAGAAUAGAACUACUACAGCUUGCGACUUUGCUUCUUAAGUAUCUUCAAAAUGAUCUUGUGCAUCAUAGGAAGGAACUGAUAAAGUUUGGAUGGAAUCAUCUUAAGCGUGAAGAUACAGCAAGCAAACAGUGGGCAUUUGUGAAUGUUUGCCACUUCUUGGAAGCAUAUCAAGCCCCAGAAAAAAUAAUACUUCAGGUUUUUGUAGCUCUUCUUAGGACAUGCCAACCAGAAAAUAAAAUGCUGGUAAAGCAGGCUCUUGACAUACUGAUGCCUGCACUACCUCGACGUUUGCCCCUUGGUGAGUCUCGGAUGCCCAUAUGGAUAAGAUACACUAAGAAGAUUCUUGUUGAGGAAGGCCAUUCAAUUCCGAAUCUCAUCCACAUAUUCCAACUCAUUGUCCGCCAUUCAGAUCUGUUCUACACCUGCAGAGCACAGUUUGUUCCUCAGAUGGUGAAUUCUUUAAGUCGCUUGGGAUUGCCGUAUAAUACCACAGCAGAAAACAGACGACUCGCUAUUGAGCUUGCAGGAUUGGUUGUUAAUUGGGAAAAGCGACGACAAAAUGAGAUGAAAAUUGUUACUGAAAAUGAUCCUUCCCACCAAGUCAAUGAUGUCUUCAAUCCUAGUAUAUCUGAUUCUAAGCGAUCUGUUGAUGGUUCCACAUUUUCUGAAGAAACAUCUAAACGAAUAAAAGCAGAACCUGGUCUGCCAUCCCUUGGUGUGAUGUCACCUGGUGGUCCAUCAUCAAUUCCCAACAUUGAAACCCCAGGAUCUGCCAGUCAACCUGACGAAGAAUUUAAACCAAAUGCUGCUAUGGAGGAAAUGAUUAUAAACUUUCUUAUCAGAGUUGCCUUGGUCAUUGAGCCUAAGGACAAAGAAGCAAGUGCAAUGUACAAACAAGCUUUGGAGCUUUUGUCACAGGCAUUAGAAGUGUGGCCAAAUGCAAAUGUAAAAUUCAAUUAUUUGGAAAAGUUGCUAAGCAGUAUUCAGCCAUCCCAGGCAAAGGACCCUUCCACGGCACUGGCACAGGGUUUGGAUGUCAUGAACAAAGUUUUAGAGAAACAGCCUCACUUGUUCAUAAGAAACAACAUUAACCAGAUUUCUCAAAUUCUUGAACCAUGUUUCAAGCACAAACUUUUAGAUGCCGGCAAGUCUUUUUGCUCCCUGUUGAAGAUGAUCUUCGUUGCGUUUCCUCAGGAAGCAGCCACAACGCCUGCUGAUGUUAAGUUGUUGUACCAGAAGCUUGAUGAUUUGAUACAGAAACAUGUCACCACUGUUACAGCUCCUCAAACAUCUAGUGAUGAUAAUAAUGCUAGUUCAAUUAGUUUCCUGUUGCUUGUCCUAAAAACUUUGACAGAGGUACAAAGAAACUUUAUUGAUCCUUCAUUUCUAGUUCGUAUUCUUCAGCGGCUGCAGCGUGAUAUGGGGUCAACAGCAGGUUCUCAUUUGAGACAGGGCCAGAGAACAGAUCCAGAUUCUGCGGUCACAUCCUCUCGUCAAGGAGCUGAUGUAGGAGCCGUUAUUUCAAAUCUUAAGUCAAUCUUAAAACUAAUCACUGAAAGGGUGAUGGUUGUUCCUGAGUGCAAGCGAUCUGUGUCUCAAAUAUUAAAUGCUUUGCUCUCAGAGAAGGGUAUUGAUGCUAGUGUACUCCUUUGCAUACUUGAUGUGAUUAAAGGGUGGAUUGAAGAAGACUUCUGCAAACAAGGAACUUCAAUGAUGUCAAGUGCCUUUCUGAAUCUCAAGGAGAUAAUUGCUUUUCUGCAGAAGCUUUCACAAGUUGAUAAGCAGAACUUCUCUCCAGUUGCUCUGGAAGAAUGGGACCGGAAAUAUCUUGAACUUCUUUAUGGGAUUUGUGCAGAUAUAAAUAAAUACCCUACACAUGUGCGUCAAGAGGUUUUCCAAAAGGUCGAAAGGCAGUUUAUGCUUGGUUUACGAGCUAAGGAUCCUGAAAUUAGGAUGAAAUUUUUCUCUCUCUAUCAUGAAUCCCUUGGGAAGAGUCUUUUCACUAGGCUUCAAUUCAUUAUCCAAGUUCAGGACUGGACAGCUCUAAGUGAUGUCUUUUGGCUCAAACAAGGCCUUGAUCUGCUCUUGGCAAUAUUGGUUGAGGAUAAACCUAUAACACUAGCUCCAAAUUCUGCCAGGGUUCAACCACUUUUGGUUUCAAGCACUCCUUUGGAAUCAUCUGGGAUGCAGCACAAGGUCAGUGAUGUUUCUGAAGGAACAGAGGAUGCUCCACUAACGUUUGAGGCCCUUGUGAAUAAGCAUGCGCAGUUUCUUAACAGCAUGAGCAAACUCCAGGUGGCUGAUCUGUUAAUUCCACUGAGAGAGCUAGCCCAUACAGAUGCUAAUGUUGCGUAUCAUUUGUGGGUUUUGGUAUUUCCAAUUGUUUGGGUUACAUUACAUAAAGAUGAACAGGUAGCACUUGCUAAACCGAUGAUUGCCCUUUUGUCUAAAGAUUACCACAAGAGGCAGCAGGCCAGCAGACCAAAUGUAGUGCAAGCUCUGUUAGAAGGGCUUCAGUUGAGCCAUCCUCAACCCAGAAUGCCAAGCGAGCUCAUCAAAUAUAUUGGAAAAACUUAUAAUGCAUGGCACAUUGCACUGGCUUUGCUGGAAAGCCAUGUUAUGCUGUUCCCAAAUGAAUCCAAAUGCUCCGAGUCUCUGGCUGAGCUCUAUCGAUUGCUAAAUGAAGAUGAUAUGCGAUGUGGGCUAUGGAAGAAGAGGUCACUGACUGCAGAAACCAGGGCUGGGCUUUCCCUUGUUCAACAUGGUUACUGGCAGCGAGCUCAAAGUCUCUUUUUUCAGGCUAUGAUGAAGGCAACUCAAGGAACAUAUAACAACACUGUGCCAAAGGCUGAGAUGUGUCUUUGGGAAGAGCAAUGGUUAUACUGUGCUAGUCAACUCAGUCAAUGGGAUGCUCUGGCAGAGUUUGGUAAGAGUGUUGAGAACUAUGAAAUUCUGCUGGACAGUCUCUGGAAAUUGCCUGAUUGGACAUAUAUGAAGGAGCAUGUCAUGCCAAAAGCUCAAGUGGAAGAAACACCUAAACUUCGUUUGAUUCAAGCAUACUUUACACUUCAUGACAAAAGUACAAAUGGUGUGGGGGAUGCGGAGAACAUGGUGGGUAAGGGUGUCGAUCUUGCACUGGAACAAUGGUGGCAGCUGCCUGAAAUGUCUGUUCAUUCCCGAAUCCCCCUUCUGCAGCAAUUCCAACAAAUAGUUGAAGUUCAAGAGUCAGCUAGGAUUAUAAUGGACAUUUCCAAUGGAAAUAAACACUCUGGAGGAAAUUCUGUUGUUGGUGUGCAAGGAAAUCUUUAUGCUGAUCUGAAGGACAUUCUUGAGACUUGGAGACUUAGAACUCCAAAUAAAUGGGAUAACAUGUCUGUUUGGUAUGAUUUGCUGCAGUGGAGAAAUGAAAUGUAUAAUUCUGUGAUAGAAGCUUUCAAAGAUUUUGGUUCCACGAAUUCGACACUUCAUCAUCUUGGCUACCGUGACAAAGCAUGGACUGUCAAUAGGCUUGCUCACAUUGCUCGUAAGCAAGGCCUGUUUGAUGUUUGUGUCACCAUACUUGAAAAAUUAUAUGGUCAUUCAACCAUGGAAGUGCAGGAAGCCUUUGUUAAGAUAACAGAGCAGGCAAAGGCAUACUUAGAAACAAAGGGGGAACUUACAAGUGGUCUUAAUCUGAUCAACAGCACUAAUCUGGAAUAUUUUCCAGCAAAGCACAAGGCAGAAAUUUUCCGUCUGAAAGGGGAUUUCUUGUUGAAAUUGAAUGACUCUGAAGAUGCUAAUCUUGCUUAUUCAAAUGCCAUUAGUCUUUUUAAGAACUUGCCUAAGGGAUGGAUAAGCUGGGGAAACUAUUGUGAUAUUGCUUACAGAGAAACUCAUGAUGAGAUCUGGUUGGAAUAUGCUGUUAGUUGCUUCUUACAAGGUGUAAAAUUUGGUGUGUCUAAUUCAAGAAGCCAUCUGGCUCGCGUGCUUUAUCUUCUUAGCUUUGACACUGCUAACGAGCCUGUUGGAAGGUCAUUUGAUAAGUUCUUUGACCAAGUACCUCAUUGGGUUUGGCUCUCUUGGAUUCCACAGCUUUUGCUCUCCCUUCAGAGGACAGAAGCCCCACAUUGUAAACUUGUUCUUCUGAAGAUUGCAACCUUGUAUCCUCAGGCUCUAUAUUACUGGCUGCGGACAUAUUUAUUGGAGCGGCGUGAUGUUGCCAAUAAAUCUGAACUGGGUAGAUUAGCAAUGGUUCAGCAAAGAGCCCAACAAAGUGUAUCUGGUUCUAGUGGAGGCUCUCUAGGUGGGUUGGCCGAUGGUAGCACAAGAGUACAAGGUCCGGGUGGUACCACCUUGUCAUCUGACGUUCAAGUUCACCAAGGCUCUCAAUCUGCUGGUGGAAUUGGAUCCCAUGAUGGUGGAAACUCACAUGGGCAAGAAGCUGAAAGGUCUACAAGUGCAGAAAGCAGCAUGCAUAAUGGUAAUGACCAACCACUGCAGCAAGGUUCUGCAAACCUCAAUGAAGCUGGGCAGAAUACGUUAAGGCGUGCUGGUGCUUUAGGUUUUGUGGCAUCUGCUGCCAGUGCUUUUGAUGCUGCAAAAGACAUAAUGGAGGCUCUUAGGAGCAAGCAUGCUAAUUUGGCUAGUGAACUUGAGAUCCUACUAACAGAAAUUGGCUCAAGGUUUGUCACUCUCCCUGAGGAGAGACUUUUGGCGGUAGUUAAUGCUUUGCUCCAUCGCUGCUACAAAUAUCCAACUGCUACAACUGCUGAAGUUCCUCAAUCUCUCAAGAAGGAGCUCUCAGGCGUUUGUAGGGCUUGCUUUUCUGCAGAUGCUGUAAAUAAGCAUGUCGAUUUUGUGAGGGAGUAUAAACAGGAUUUUGAACGUGACCUUGACCCAGAAAGCACAGCCACUUUCCCAUGUACCCUCUCUCAACUGACUGAGCGGUUGAAGCACUGGAAAAAUGUUCUACAAAGUAAUGUGGAGGACAGGUUUCCAGCAGUUUUGAAGUUAGAAGAAGAAAGCAGGGUGUUGCGGGACUUCCAUGUCAUUGAUGUGGAAGUACCUGGGCAGUAUUUCAUUGAUCAGGAGAUUGCACCAGAUCAUACUGUGAAGUUGGACAGGGUUGCAGCAGAUAUUCCAAUUGUGAGAAGGCACGGGAGCAGUUUCCGGCGUUUGACUUUAAUUGGCUCUGAUGGUUCCCAGCGUCAUUUUAUCGUUCAGACAUCUCUGACUCCCAAUGCCAGAAGUGAUGAGCGCAUAUUGCAGCUUUUCCGUGUGAUGAACCAAAUGUUUGAGAAGCACAAGGAAUCCAGACGCCGUCACAUAGGCAUUAAUACACCAAUAAUUAUUCCUGUUUGGUCCCAGGUUCGCAUGGUUGAAGAUGAUCUGAUGUAUAGUACUUUCCUUGAGGUCUAUGAGAAUCAUUGUGCAAGGAAUGAUCGCGAGGCAGAUCAUCCAAUUACCUACUUCAAGGAGCAGUUGAACCAGGCUAUAUCUGGGCAAAUAUCACCAGAAGCUGUUGUUGAUCUACGCCUGCAAGCCUAUAAUGAAAUAACAAAAAAUCUUGUUACUGACAACAUCUUUUCACAGUAUAUGUACAAAACUCUGCCAAGUGGCAACCAUAUGUGGGCUUUCAAGAAGCAAUUCGCCAUCCAGUUGGCCCUUUCAAGUUUCAUGUCUUAUAUGCUACAAAUUGGUGGAAGAUCCCCUAACAAGAUUUUGUUCGCAAAGAAUACUGGAAAAAUAUUUCAAACUGAUUUUCACCCUGCGUAUGAUGUAAAUGGACUGAUUGAGUUCAAUGAGCCAGUCCCAUUCAGGUUAACAAGGAAUAUGCAAGCAUUUUUCUCCCAUGGAGUAGAAGGUCUUAUUGUAUCUUCAAUGUGUGCAGCAGCACAGGCCGUGGCAUCACCUAAACAAAGUCAACAUCUGUGGCAUCAUCUUGCAAUGUUUUUCCGCGAUGAGCUAUUGUCAUGGUCUUGGAGAAGGCCGCUUGGGAUGCCCAUGGCCCCCAUGGCUGGUGGAACAAUGAGUCCCGUUGACUUCAAACAGAAGGUUAUCACAAAUGUGGAGCAUGUUGUAGAAAGGAUUAAGGGGGUAGCCCCACAGAACUACUCUGAAGAGGAGGAAAAUGCCAUGGAGCCACCCCAACCUGUGCAGAGGGGUGUUACUGAGUUGGUUGAGGCUGCCUUAAACCCAAGGAACUUGUGCAUGAUGGAUCCAACGUGGCAUCCCUGGUUCUAAGAUCCAAAACUAUUCUCUUGUAAAUACGUGUCGAUAUUAGGCUAUUAGGUUUAUCGAGCGAUAAAACUUAUCAUUGGGAACCAAGGUGUAAAUAACUUGGGUCACUUUGAUCAGUGUAUAUGAGGGUGACACAGAUACUGAAGUCUUUUCUAUAAUUGUAUACGGCGUAGGAGCCGAAAGUAAAUUCCUCAUGGGAUCGAGUAGAAUCGAGAAGAGGCUUCAAAUCUGAUGAAAAACUAAUUUAUAUGUAGAAUUUGUUUAAAUUAAAUUAUUUUUUAUUUCCUUAA